AUGGAUGCUCUCAUUUGGAACAUCAGGUCAGUAAACACUCAGCAAGCCUUUGAAAGGCUGAUCAAAAUGCAUAGAAAGAACAAUUAUGAAUUUAUAGGAUUGAUGGAACCCAUGCAGCAAUCUAGGACCUUGGAAAGGUACAGAAAUAGAAUUGGAUUUUCACAGGCUAUUUCUAAUGUGUCAAACAAGAUAUGGGUAUUCAUUGAUGAGGUGUUUGAAGUCACAGUAAUGUAUAACAUGGUCCGGCAGCUAACUCUAAGGCUUUUUCAUACAGAAUUACAUGUAGAAAUUGUUCUUACAUUAGUAUAUGCUAAGUGUGAUGCCAUUGAGAGAAUAGAACUAUGGAACUCAUUGUAUGCUAUGGCAAGUGACAUGAAUGUGCCAUGGUUGGUAGGAGGUGACUUCAAUGUCAUUUGGGAUGAGGAGGAAAAAUUUGGAGGACUUCCAGUUCACAUAAAUGAAAUUGAUGACUUUAGGCACUGCAUUAACACCUGCAAUCUUUUUGAUCUGGGAUUUAAGGGUAGUAUCUUCACAUGGUGGAAUGGUAGGGCAGAAGAGGAUUGCAUAUUCAAAAGGUUAGAUAGAUGCUUAGCCAAUUCUGAAUUUCAGCAGACUUUCCCAGGCAUAGAAAAGGUAAAACAGGCAUUAUCAGUGUGGAGCAAGAGUACAUUUGGAGAUAUAUUCCAGAAGAUAGCUAGUUUGGAGGAAGUUGUGCUUGUUCAUGAAGCAGAAUUUGAAGCAAAUCCUACAAAGCUAAAUAGACAAAGGCUACAGAAAGUGCAGGCAGAAUUGAUCAAAUUUUAG
Nicotiana attenuata is the source of this 804-nucleotide messenger RNA. RefSeq lists its product as uncharacterized. The transcript is spliced from 2 exons. Bases 1 to 804 code for a protein of 267 amino acids. The record is from RefSeq and is a predicted model, not a curated record. Lineage: Eukaryota; Viridiplantae; Streptophyta; Magnoliopsida; Solanales; Solanaceae.